CUGACAGCUGCUAUUCAAAGUGAGGUUAAAUUGCAGUCAACAGUGCAGGUAAACAGUGGCAAAGUUUGGAUUGAACACGGCUACACAGCAAAGCAGUAAAAGGCAGCAGCUUAGAACAUUAGCUUGAAAUCAAAGUACCAAACAUGGAUUUCCCCGAACUCGCUGGUUCAGAGCUAGGGACAAAGGAAUAUUGGGAGCAAAGCUACGAGCGCGAAAUUCAAAAUUAUAAUGACCACGGAGAUGUCGGGGAAAUUUGGUUCGACGAGGAUUCACAGAUUCGAGUUAUUAAUUGGAUACUAAAACGAGAUGAAAUACAAGCAGACUACAAUGUGAUUGAUUUAGGAUGUGGGAACGGAAUGUUCCUCAUAGAAUUAGCUCGUGAAGGAUUCAAGAAUUUAUUAGGAGUGGACUAUUCCCCAAAAGCUAUAGAACUUGCGGCGUCGAUUGCCAAGGACCAAGAACUACCAAUAGAAUACAAAGUGGUGGAUUUACUUAGCGAGAAAAGUAUGACUGAGCUUGGAACAUUUAACAUCGUUCAUGACAAAGGAACCUAUGAUGCAAUAAGUCUUAACCCAGACAAUCCAAAAGAAAAACGAGAAAAGUACAUAGAGAAUACGAGAAGAAUUCUAUCUGACGAAGGCUACUUCAUUAUAACUUCAUGCAAUUGGACAGAAGAAGAAUUAAUCACAAGUUUUCAAGGAAAAUUCGAAAAAUUUUGCACCAUUCCAACACCAACUUUCAGAUUUGGUGGCAAAGAGGGGAGCGUUGUAACAUCUGUUGUAUUUAAAAAAUAAAAUAUGUGAAUGAA
Hermetia illucens (black soldier fly) is the source of this 808-nucleotide messenger RNA. RefSeq names its product EEF1A lysine methyltransferase 2. Gene Ontology annotation, biological process: peptidyl-lysine dimethylation; peptidyl-lysine monomethylation. The record is from RefSeq and is a predicted model, not a curated record. The transcript is spliced from 4 exons. Gene Ontology annotation, molecular function: protein-lysine N-methyltransferase activity. Gene Ontology annotation, cellular component: cytoplasm. NCBI's taxonomy places the organism in Eukaryota, Metazoa, Arthropoda, Insecta, Diptera, Stratiomyidae. Bases 144 to 794 code for a protein of 216 amino acids.